Messenger RNA from Onychostruthus taczanowskii (white-rumped snowfinch), 7161 nucleotides. Its product is annotated as TLC domain-containing protein 4-B-like. The record is from RefSeq and is a predicted model, not a curated record. The coding region runs from base 274 to 1062 and encodes 262 amino acids. Gene Ontology annotation, biological process: lipid homeostasis. Gene Ontology annotation, cellular component: endoplasmic reticulum; membrane. The transcript has 7 exons. Lineage: Eukaryota; Metazoa; Chordata; Aves; Passeriformes; Passeridae.
GCGGCCCCGGGGGCCGAGGGCCGCAAGCCGCAGGCAGCGGCGCGCUGACAGCGCAGGGCUGCGCGGAGCCGCCGCCUCCCGCCGCCGCGGCCGGAGCGAGCGCGGAGGCUGCCCGCUGCCUGCCCGCUGCUGUGCUCUCCUGCCCGCUGCCUGCCCGCUGUUGUGCUCUCCUGCCUGCUCCUACCCGCUGCCUGCCUGCCUGCCCGGCGGCAGCUCGGGGCCGGUGCGAACGGCGGGCGCCGCGGGUGACCGGGACGGAGAGGUUGAAGAACAAUGGCUUCCUUCAGCAACCUGACUAUUGGCAUUGCUCUUGCCAGUUUUACUGUAUUUCAGCUCUUGUUCCACGUUGUAAGUUCUUGGGUGUCAGCACAAAUAACACCUGGUUUUAACAAUCUCAGCCAAAAAAGGAAGAUCGAAUGGAAUUCAAGGACAGUGUCCACAUUCCACGCCCUGGUGGUUGGAGGGUUUUGCCUUUAUAUUUUAUUGUACGAUGAUGCUGUUAAUGCUGACCAUCUCUGGGGUGACCCUUCAAUUGUGAAGCUGAAUAUUGCUAUUACCACAGGCUACCUCAUUUCUGAUCUGUUGCUUAUUAUUUACUACUGGAAGGCAAUUGGUGACAAAUUUUUUGUAAUACAUCACUUGGCAGCUCUGUAUGCUUACUAUUUUGUACUGAGCAAAGGUCUGCUGGCUUAUUUUGGAAACUUCCGUCUCCUUGCAGAGUUCUCCACUCCUUUUGUCAAUCAGCGGUGGUUUUUUGAAGUACUGGGAUAUCCCAAAUCUUCAAAGGCCAACAUCAUCAAUGGUGUGCUGAUGACAGUUGUGUUCUUCGUGGUGAGGAUUGCCGUCAUGCCUGUGUAUUACAGCCACGUAAUUUCUUCAUUUGGAACAGAAGGUUUCCAGAGAUUAGGAUUUGCAGCCCAGAGCGCCUGGAUGAUCUCAAGCGUUGUCUUGGAUAUUAUGAAUGUGAUGUGGAUGGUCAAAAUUGCAAAAGGAUGCUACAAGGUCAUUCGUCUUAUUGGACAGGAGGAAGCGAAAACUCAUAGAAAUGGAAAAUCUGCCUAGAAAUCAUACAUAAAUGAAAUUUCUGCUAUGAAAAUAAUUUGGGUUCACUGAAACAGUGCACAUUUCUGCCAUGGAAUGCUCCUAUUAUGGAAACAAGGUAUUACCUCUGUACUGACCUUACUCUUUCCCUAGCCACACUGCCUGCACGCCCAGGGCCACGCUUUGCGGAUCCUGUCCUGUGAGGAAUAAAAGCAAAAGCUCACACAGAUGAGUUCCACAUGCCUGUUGUAAGCAGUUGCAAGCAUCAGAAAUUAGAAAGGAGCAGACUGGUUACUGCUUAUUGUCCACCAGUGUGUUCAAAGUGUUUCUCUCAGGUUUCUCUGAUUAAAAAGUUUUAUAAAUCCAGUGAAUACUGACAUAUCUGUUUUUUUAGAAAAUGAAAAAUUCCCCAAACUCCUGAUAUGGUGCAAUUUUCCAGGCACGUUUCUAUGUUUUCUUCUAGGAAUAACAAUCAAGAUUUCAUUCUUGACAACUUUUUAAUUUUUGCAAGAAAAGAUAAAAAUUUGGCUUUGAUUCUAUGAAGUCUUUUACUGCUUUUUGUUCUGCCUUAUAUGAAUGCAAACUCUUUGGGAAAUUUUGAAAUAAUUUUAUCUAAAAUGCUGUAUUAUAAGACCACAUGAUAUCUUAAGAGCUGUUAGAAUUCUCACAUUGAUGGGAAGGAUUCCCAUGUGCUGUCCUAGGUUACAUGCAAUAGUACAUCUUCUAAAUUCCCCGUGGAACAUUUUUUGUAAGUUAAUAUGGUAGAUGAUGUGUGGAAAUGGCCUAGUUCUUACUGAAGUGCUCUUUCCUUUGCUGCUACUACCUCUGAGAAGUGCUGCUGUUCUUCUCAGAGUAUUUUUAACCAUUGGCUAUUUGGAUUCAGUUUAAUUGCAAAGAUAUAAAAAUCAUCUGUAUUUGUGAUGUGUAACUUUAAGUAAUACUUUUUUCUUUUAUCACAAAAGUGACCUGUUUGAUAUCAACCAUUGAGGGUUUUUGUCACAUUUUCCUUGUUAAUCAAGUUAGAAAUCCGAGGUGUGACUAAGAAUAUUCUUGAAUUAACUGUGCCAAACUCCUCUGAAACUGUAUGGUAAUUCUGUAGAAGGAACAGUUGACCUCUGUAGACACAAUUUUUUUUUUUGUUGUUUUAAACCACACAUUUGUCAAGAGAUAAUCAGUUACUCUGUUUGAACUUGAAGGCUUGGAGGUCAUCAGAGAGGAAUCUCACCACCUAGGAAUAGUCCUAAAUCUCAUUUGUAAUACAAUUUGAGGAAAUUCUGAGUUAUGCCUUAUUUAAAAUGAUUUUGAGAGCUACAUUUAUGUGUAAAUUUGUUUUGGUUUACUUCUUUUAUCCAGAAUUGUGACUGAUUAACUUCUGGUUUUUUCCUUGGUCUAGGUGUGGUAAAAGAGUCCAUUUUCACUGCGACUUCAGUUCACACCCCGAUUAUUGUAGCAAUCUGUUAAAGCAAUUUCUUUUUAAACAGAAAGGUAGCAUGUUUACCCCGUGUUGUGUGAUUAGUCCUGUUCCCUCUGACAAAGCUGGGUGACGUGAGCUCUCCCCUCCGUAGUCAGAGGUGUGAGUGCCCUGUGCUGUCCUCCCUGGGGAGGAACUGGGCACUCCCUUCAUCCAGAAAUGGCAUCUGAGACCCAGGAGAACUGCAUAGGCUGAAAUGCCUCCUCACCAAGGCAGCUGCCCUGAGUUCAGUUCCCCAGUGGAAAUGCUGUCAGGGAGUAUUGUGUGGACUUGUGUAAAAUGCACUUUUGAAAGCCUAGUUCCAUUGCUCAGCUCGGCAGGCUUUUUGCUAAAAGUUUCCCAGUCCUGCCUUGUUGAGGGAGAUAGCAAGGAUUGGCAGCACUUGUGGUUUUGGAUCCCGUGGUUAUUAACACUUCACAGCCUGCACAAAAAACCUAUUUAUGCCUUGGGAGAGUUAACAAUUCAUCUGUAGGGCUGUAUGAUCUGAGUGAGUGCAGUGCCUCCUUUGGGUACCAGUAAAUCCACAGUCUUUGAGAGUCCAUCCUGGGACUUGCUUUGCUCAAAGCAACAGACUCUCUUUUAUGCUCAUUUGCAGAACCUGGUAUCUUUUAAAAUGUGAUUUCAGUGUACCUGAUGCAAAAUUGUAAAAAGGCUGUGUUUCUAUCACCUUUGUGAUUUAAAGGUGUAUAUUAAAUACUCUUUUCUUUUCUUUUUACAUCACUAGAUCCCUGUGAUUAAUAGUUUUGUAAAAGCUUAUUCCUUUCUAAAAUUGAGUGAAUUCAAACAUUUUGGAAAAGUAUGCUUGAAAAUAGAAGUCUGCUUUUCUUCUUAGGGAAGUAGGAUGAAAAAAUUGACAAGAUGAUUUGGAGAAACUCUUAGAGUGAUAAUUCAUGAAAAGUUUCUGAAAUUUAUAAUUUCUUACAUUGAUUUUAAUAUUUCAGUAUUUUAAAUAUUUUGUUGUCAGUGGAGGCCAUUUAUUAAAAUGGCCUACUACUUCUGCUUCUAGAUAGACUUGUGUUUGAUAGGGGAAAAAAAAAAGUAAGUCAAGCUGUAAUAAAAUUGAUGUUAAAACUAGAUUUAGAAGCAAAAAACAAUCCAAAACUCUGCAUACUACACUUUGGCCAACCAUCUAGGAUUGAAGGGCAGUGUGAUAAUUCUUUAGAACAGCUAGUAUUUUGGAUUGCUGCACAAAAGUGUAAUUGAAAGUCUAUUUUGCAAUGCAUUAGCUCUAAAUUUUAUAAUUUUUUAAGAAAGUUAUUACAGUUAUGUCCUGAUGCAUCAGAAGAAAAUUUUCUUAUUUAAAAAAAAACUACUAACAGCUGUGGUUUCAGCAAAGACUUUAGUAAACAGGCAGCAAAGUUGUGAUGUACUGAAUACAGUAGUAUAUAGGGCACUUUUUGCCUGCCAUUAAAAGCUUAUAAUACAGCAAAUUAGAUAGCUGUGGCACCCAUUUUUUCAUUGCACUUUAUUAAUUUUAAAAAUGUGGUGAAAUAUUGAUAAAAUUUAAUGUUGUAAGCUUGUGUCUUUGCUUUUUUAUGCAGAAAAGUGAAUGCAUGGUAAUUAGCAAUGUAACAAAUGCUUUUGAAUGUGAUAUCUUAUUAGUGGCUUAAAACUUCUAUUUUUAACAGAUGCAUUGUAAAAGCAGACUCUUGGCAUGUCACCAGGUGUCUUUUCUGUGGGCAUAUCAAAUGGAAGGAGAGACUCUUGUAAAAAAUAGCUUGGUUUUCUUUUCUUUUCCAUUCUUCAAUACCAGGUGGCGUUAACUUGCUGAUCAUGGGACAGACUAUUGGUACUGGUUAGGCUGUAUGUAGAAGUGCAAGUUCCCCUUUUUCAUGGCUUUAAUUUUUCAUCACAAGAUGAGUAAUUACCACUUUGAGAACUCUACAGGAGAAUGGUAGGUUAGGUGUUCUGUAACAGAUUUGUGGAAUCAGUACUUGCAGAGGAAGUGUACUUCAAAUACUCAUUUUCUCAGAGCGUUUCAGUGGAUUUCAGUGGAGUCUCACACUAUAGGGAUGCUGUAUUGGUUAUCUGUGUGAAUUCUUCAGUGGUAAGAAUUACAUCUCUGAAGCCUACUCUACCUCUAUAAAUACAUGCUAUCUUGAGUGAGCUCCAUAAUUUAAUAACUUAAUUGUUUAAAACAUAUAAUCCAUUGAAUAAUGAAAUAGAUGCACAGGAAAAUGAGGGGAGCUGGCUUCAUAUAUAAAUUCUUAACAAUUCCAAAUUAUGUACUAAAUUUUAUUAAAAGUUAAAUUAUUUACAGUGUUUGGAAGAGAAUGACUUCCAUCUUUACUUCAAAUAUUGUGGGAGAUUACUCAUACUGCAGAACUAACAGUCUAAGGGUAAAAGCCUACACGAGUGAGCAAAUGGAUUCAGGCAGCUUUACGAGGAGAGGAGGAGGAGACUUUGAGUACACACCUAGAGAUCCAGAUGUCUUCCUACUGCUGUGCUUGGGACAACAGCAGACAGAUACACAGCAGAAAGGUUUAGGUGUUUGUGUCUCUGUGAUGGACAUUGAAAUUUUAUUCUUUAGAAUUUUCAAGCUGUAAUACCAGUUGUUGAUUAUUGUAUGAAGAGGACUUUUUCUCAUGGCCUUGUGUGCGUUUAAGCAUAUGUAUGUACAAGCUUUAUGUAAAAGACCAUUUAAUAGAGAAGUCUGAAAAAUCGUUUUGUGUUGCUUCUGCUGAGCCACUCAGAAGAAAAUAAAGGGCUGCUUGACAAUUGCUCCAGCUUAGGGUCUGGUGUGCUGCUGGCUGCUGCUGAAAGCCAUCAAUAAAGCAAAUAGAAAGGGACUAGAAUUUUCAGAUGAAAAAGCGCAAGUGUAGAAGAGUUUGAAAACUAUUGCAAGCCCCUUUCAUAUUUUAAUACCCUACUGUACAACAGUGUUAUCUGGCUACAGGGAACUCCACGAGGGAAAGUUUGUUCCUGGUCAGAUUUCUCUGUCUUUGGAAUACAGACAGAAAAAGAACACUACUUCAUUGCUGAUACCCUGAUUGAUGGCAGUCAGAUGGAAAUAGUGGUAAUAUUUGUGAACUUUUAACCUUCAUCCAAACCUGGAUAAAAUCUGUGUUAGGUGAAGUUCUUAGGAUUUUAUGAAAGCAACUUGAAAGUUGUUUUUAUGGCAGAGAAGAUGAAAUAUGUGCUGCCUGGGUUGUUUAGAGAUCUGGGAUAAAGCAUCAAGUCAUACUUUUAGAUGGCAACACUUAAUAAGGUUUCUUAUCCAUUAAAAAUUUCUACUAGCUACCUCCUUUCAAAGUCUUGUUCUAUUUAUAAUAACCAAGCACUUUAUAGCUCAGUAAAGAAUGGAAGGUAGCUAUGAAGAAUAAAUCAUAUUGUUUGGUAUAAGAAAUAUUUUGGCAAAAUUUCUUCUGAGAACAGUUUCAUUGUGUGAUGUCCUGCACUGAGAGGGCAUCUGUUUAAUACAAAGUAUAUACAUUUUUAACCUAGUUUUAAGUAAAAGAAGUGUCUGUAAGAGAGUGAAGUACAAAGAGAUCAGCAUGGCUUCGUAUCAACCACGUAAUGAUUCAGUGUGCUAUUUAUAACUUCCUACUUACUGAAAUUGAAAAUAUAAAAGCAAAUAAAAUAUUCUGUAUUGUAUCUUUAUUUUUAAUCUGUGUGUGGGAUGUCAAACAUUGUACUUGUUUUGUGGACAGGACAUGCUUUUAUGAGCCUAUAAAUAUUUAAGUAUAUGAGAAUCUGCACCCAAAUGGAACAUGUUGCAUGUAAAUUGUCUUCUAAGUUUUUAAAUUUUGAUAUUUUUAAAAAUUUGCUAGGUUUGAAAGCAACAUUUCAAUAUGAACACUAAGCUGUAAUACAGAAUACAAAAUUUUGAAUGAAAUGUGGUUUUGUUUAUAGUAAUCCUAUUCCAGUUUCACAAGAAACAUCAAAUCAUAGGGGGAAGGGAGGAAAAGGGCUAAUCAUGAGCUCAGCUAUAUAAUUUGCACACUUAAUAUGCACACAUCCAAAUGUCCUGGAUUUGUUUCUAGCAUGCAUUUACCAAACAGUGUUUUCUUCAAUAUUGAAAGAUACCUAUUUAUGUAGAAUAGGCACAGCUUACCUGUUAUAAACCUGUUUGGAACAAAUGAGUUACAAGUUAGGCAUAAGUAAAGGAGCCUGUAAUUCGAAAAUGUUUAUAUAAUCUAUCUAAGAAGAAACUUGAUGAGUUUGUCUAACUAAUGUGCAGAGCAAGGAUGAAAACUGUAGAUUCUGCUAGACUGAUUUCUGGUAAAUCUUGACAAUCUGGUUUGCAGCAAAUUCUAAUACUGUCACAAAAUGUUAGGAUCACAUUAUUAAAUUCAACUAGUAAUGUGACCUGAUUGGAAUAGCAAUCCUUAUCAUGGCACAAGAACUUAAACAUGCAAUAUAACAAUUCUGAAGAUUGGUGAUAAAAGUAAUCCUUCAUAGCAAAGUAAAUUAUUAAGUAUUAUGGGUUUAAAUUUACUUUCUAUUACAAGAAAGAAUCUAAAUUAUUUGCUAGCAUUUCAGUGAUAUUGUUAAGCAUUUCUGUAUUUUGUUUUGAACAGUUUAGAAGCUUGCAUAAAAUUAUAUUGGCUGAUUUUUUUCCCCUUUGAUAUAUGCAAUAAUGUCAAUAAGCAAUAAAUUGCAUGUUGUAUGCAAGGUAUUGGUACAUCAUAAUAAAGGAAAGGAACACA